AGAAUUUUUAGUUUCAAUCAAAAUUGUUUUAAAGAAAAUGGCUCAACACAAAAUGGAAAGCUUGCUCUUGCUUGGCAGUAAUAACAAUAAUGUUAUUUUCGAAGAAGAAUGGGCAAAAUCUCUGCCUGUGGUUAGAAAUUUGCUUUGCAGACAGAACGUUUCCAAAUUUGAAUGGCAGGAUUUGUUCAGCACAAACAACAGAAUCACUUCUUGGGUUGACUCUGGCAAUGAAAAAUUACUUUCAGUAUUAAAAGAGGAAUUGACCAAACAUGUUGGUGAAGCUGCUAAUAAAAUUCUCCUUCAUUCUGAUGUCGAUUCUCUGCUCAAAGCUUAUAUCCAAGAAUGGGAAGGUUAUUCAAUCUUAUGCCGCUACUUGCCUCUUCCAUUCUGUUUUGUUGAAAAAAGGGAAAAGGAAUCAAAAAGUGGGAGGAAUAAGCAAGGUUUUCAAGUUAGAGAGUUGAUGCUUGACCGAUGGAAUAAAUACGUGUUCUCCAAAAUUUCAACUCGAUUGUUGAAUGCAGCAAUGAGUUUAAUCGAUCGUGAACGUAAUGGAGAACUAGUCAAUUCACAACAUAUAAUUGGUGUUCAAGAAUCCUUUGUUGAUUUAAGCAUUGUUGGAAACCUCAAUUAUGCAGAACAAUUUGAAGAGCAAUACAUUACGUUUACCGAACAAUUCUAUUCUUCACGGACUUCACAAAUAUUGGCAGAAAAUGGAGUUUUGGCUUAUAUGGCCUAUGUUGAUGAAAAAUUGGUUGAAGAAGAGGAAAGGGCCAAAAAAUAUUUGGAUGGGGAAACCGAUGGAAAAUCAAAGGGAAAGUUGAUGGACAAAUGUGUUCAAGUAUUAAUUAUCAAUUAUCAAGACCAAAUAUUAGCAGAAGCUCCAGGACUCAUUAAAAGUGGACAAAUUGAUCGAUUACAAAUUCUUUAUCGUCUAAUAAAUCGAACUUUGGAUGGAAUUCCAACAUUACUGGAUGCUUUACGUUCACAUAUUUGUGAAGAAGGAUUAGCUGCGAUGAAAGCACAUGCGGCUGAAAUAUGCACAGAUAGUGAAAGAUAUGUCCAUCAAUUAUUAGAACAAUACACUCGAUUCUCAACAUUAAUGCGUGAUGCAUUUGCCAAUGAUGCCCGUUUCCUCACCAUUCGAGACCAAGCAUUUAGAGAAGUUGUAAAUAAUACCGAUGUUUUUCGACUUGAAUUGGGAGGGAAUGGAGGUGGAAAAAGAAGUGGGAAACCCCAAAAUACUGAAUCUAAAUGCCCAGAAUUAUUAGCAAAUUAUUGUGAUUUAUUACUAAGAAAAUCAGCUUUAACAAAGCGUUAUACUUGUGAUGAAAUUGAUGAAAGGCUUAAUAAUGUGUUGCUAGUCCUCAAAUAUGUCCAAGCAAAAGACGUUUUUAUGCGUUAUCAUAAAACCCAUUUAAGUAGAAGAUUAAUUUUAGAAUUGGUUGCGGAUCAAGAAAAGGAAGAAAUGCUGGUUAAUAAAUUUAGGGAAGUUGGAAUGCCCGUCGAUUUUGUAAAUAAAUUAUUUCGAAUGCUGCAGGAUAUUGAAGUUAAUAAAGAUUUAAAUGCUGCAUUUAAACAGUCUGUUUCACUUAAUGAAAAUUGUUCGGAGAUGGCAGACUGUGUAAACAUAAAAAUCCUCAAUGCUGGUGCCUGGUCUCGUAAUAGAGAAACUAUUCAUUUAACAUUGCCUCGAGAAUUGGAAGAUUUAUUGCCUGAAGUAGAUGAAUUUUAUAAAAAACAGCAUUGUGGAAGGAAAUUAAAUUGGGCACAUCAUUGGUCUACUGGAACGUUAUUUUUUACAAAUGAAAUUGGAAAAUUUGAGUUGGAAGUAACUACUCAACAAAUGGCUGUCCUCUUUUGUUGGAAUGAUAGACCUAUGGAUAGGCUUACAUUUGAUUCUAUAAGAUUGGCUACAGAAUUGUCUGAAACUGAAUUAAUUAAAACACUUUUGUCACUAGUCGCUUUCCCAAAAACUCGUCAUCAAUUAAUUUUGUGUGAUGCUUCACAACCUAUCUUGCCAAAAAGUUUUGGAAAAACUACACAAUUUUGGGUUAAUCAACAAUUUUGUUUAAUAAAGAAUGAUAAACCACAAACUCGAGGAAAAUUAAAUUUAAUUGGGCGUCUUCAACUAAAUCAAGAACAGGGUGUUGAACAGGAACAUGAAGAAAUUUUGCAAUUGAGAAAGUUUAGAGUACAAGAAGCUAUUGUAAAAAUAAUGAAAACAAGAAAACGUUUUACUCAGGCCCAAUUGCAAACAGAACUUGUUGACGUUCUCAAAAAUAUGUUUUUGCCUUCACGUAAAUUAAUUAAAGAACAAAUUGAAUGGUUAAUUGAACAAAAAUUUUUGGGUCGUGACCCGGUGGAUAUGAACACUUUUGUUUAUAUUACGUGA
Meloidogyne enterolobii is the source of this 2392-nucleotide messenger RNA. The record is from the annotation of a GenBank genome assembly. NCBI's taxonomy places the organism in Eukaryota, Metazoa, Nematoda, Chromadorea, Rhabditida, Meloidogynidae.